Messenger RNA from Cavenderia fasciculata, 654 nucleotides. RefSeq lists its product as uncharacterized. The coding region runs from base 1 to 654 and encodes 217 amino acids. NCBI's taxonomy places the organism in Eukaryota, Evosea, Eumycetozoa, Acytosteliales, Cavenderiaceae. The transcript has 2 exons. The record is from RefSeq and is a predicted model, not a curated record.
AUGAUAGUUUAUAUUUUAUAUAGUUGUUUAUUUUUGGUGUCGGUUGGAUACACUGUCAAGAAACAAUAUGUUAAUUGCACAUCUAUGAAAUUGUUAAUGGUCGAGAUUGCAAGAUUGUCCAUAUCAUUUGCAUUUCAUUGUUAUGUCAAUACUGCGAUACGAAAUGACUCGACAACAGAAACAAAAUUAAUAGAAGCAUCAGUCACACAACAUUUUAUGAGACAACCCACCAGCAUUGGCACGCAUUCACCCCAACUUCAUAGUAGUGGUGGAAAGAUUCCCACGACGACAACUACAACCACUUCAACAAUUAGACGUCACUCGGUCAGUAGUAUAGCUACGACUAUACCCAACAAUCCUACCGUUACCACCACAUCAGUGGCACACCACCAUGUACAUAGCAGUAACACUACUACUACAACACUCGACAAUAGCAGUGUCGAUACAACACAACCACCAUUCCUCAAAAAGCGAUUAAACACUAGCAACAGGUCACUGGGCUCCCUUUCACCCGUCUCCCUUUCACCCAUUCUCCUUGGCAGAAGCACAGGCUCUGCCUCUGACCAUUCCCCGGCUCUACCAUCAGUAUCCGAGUCUGCCGAUGAAGAUGACGACACCUUCAUGAAAGAGUAUAGAAUGACAAAAUCAAAAUAA